Megalops cyprinoides (Indo-Pacific tarpon) is the source of this 2409-nucleotide messenger RNA. Its product is annotated as dachshund homolog 1-like. The transcript is spliced from 11 exons. Lineage: Eukaryota; Metazoa; Chordata; Actinopteri; Elopiformes; Megalopidae. Bases 241 to 2046 code for a protein of 601 amino acids. The record is from RefSeq and is a predicted model, not a curated record.
CUCGUCCACAGAGCGAGCUUCACUUUUCGGUUCGUUUUCUUCCUGUCAUUCUCGCUCAAUCUUUGAUCAAUGUACUACCGUGCAGAGCCAAAAUCUCACAAUCCCCCUCUCUUCCAGAAACUAUUUUAAUUGCGAAACAAAUAUCGGAAGAACUCGCCCGCUUGGAUUUCUCGUUUUGAUUUCUCGGGACACUUUUGUACUCUGUUUUUUUAUACUUUGAACUUAUUCUCACUGGUGACCAUGGCCGUACCGGCUGCUUUGAUCCCUCCGACCCCGCUGGUCCAUCCACCUCCGAUCUCAACUUCUACCGCUACAACCUCCUCGCCCUCGGCAACCUCAUCUCCGUCUCCGUCAGUUGCACCUUCCGGACAGAGCCUGUUUCGAUCGGAGCUGAUUGCCACCAGCAGUCCGGGCAUCCCAACCGGCACCCUGCCCAGCAAACCCGUGUACUCUACUCCGUCUCCAGUUGAAAAUACUCCGCAGAAUAAUGAGUGUAAAAUGGUAGAAUUACGGGGGGCCAAGGUUGCCUCUUUUACGGUGGACGGUUGCGAGCUCAUCUGUCUUCCCCAGGCAUUCGACCUCUUUUUGAAGCACUUGGUUGGAGGACUGCACACCGUCUACACUAAGCUGAAGAGACUGGAGAUCACGCCGGUGGUGUGCAAUGUGGAGCAGGUCCGUAUCCUGAGAGGACUCGGAGCGAUCCAGCCAGGAGUCAACCGGUGUAAACUCAUCUCCAGGAAGGACUUCGAGACGCUGUAUAAUGACUGCACCAAUGCGAGUUCGAGACCUGGACGGCCACCGAAGAGGACACAGAGUGUCACAUCACCCGAGAACCCCCACAUCAUGCCACACACAGUGCCUGGCCUUAUGUCACCUGGAAUCAUUCCACCCACAGGCCUCACCGCCGCCGCUGCUGCUGCUGCAGCCGCCACAAACGCCGCGAUCGCCGAGGCCAUGAAGGUGAAGAAGAUCAAACUGGAGGUGAUGAGCAGCUACCACAGCGGCAGUAACCAGCACGGGGCCGACUCAGAGAACGGGGACCUCAACUCGAGUGUCGGUUUGGAACUUCCAUUCAUGAUGAUGCCCCACCCACUGAUUCCAGUCAGCUUACCUCCUGCAUCAGUCACCAUGGCGAUGAGUCAGAUGAACCACCUCAGCACCAUUGCAAAUAUGGCCGCUGCUGCACAGGUCCAGAGCGCACCAUCCCGAAUGGUGACCUCAGUCAUAAAGGAACGUGUACCUGACAGUCCUUCUCCUGCUCCCUCCAUGGAAGAAGGGCGGAGACCAGGAAGUCAUCCGUCAUCUCAUCGGAGCAGCAGUGUGUCCAGCUCUCCAGCCCGCACAGAGAGCUCCUCUGACAGAAUCCCUGUGCACCAGAAUGGGCUCUCCAUGAAUCAGGCUCUUCUGGGCCUGUCUCCAAGCAUACUGCCCGGGCCCAAGGAGGGAGACCUCGCCACUCAUGAUAUGGGCCACGAAGCCAAAAGGAUACACGUUGAGAAAGAUGAGACUCCACUGUGCACUCCAACAGCGAGAGACAGCUAUGAGCGAUUGUCCCUGGCUGGCCAAGCUAUGCCCCCUGGAUUUCCCUCCCCGUUUCUAUUCCCUGAUGGGUUGUCUUCAAUAGAGACACUCCUUACAAACAUACAGGGCCUCUUGAAGGUUGCCAUUGACAACGCCCGAGCCCAGGAGAAGCAGGUCCAGCUGGAGAAGACUGAGCUGAAGAUGGAGCUGUUUCGGGAACGGGAACUGAGGGAGACACUGGAAAAACAACUGGCCAUGGAGCAGAAGAACAGAGCAAUAAUUCAGAAGCGAUUAAAGAAGGAGAAGAAAGCCAAGAGGAAACUCCAGGAGGCCCUAGAGUACGAGUCUAAGAGGCGGGAACAAGCGGAGCAGACCUUGAAGCAGUCGUCACCAACGGACAGUCUCAGAAAUCUAAACGACUCGCUGACCCAAGACAUUGAGCCUGACCGCAAUAGUGGCAGAACAGAUGCUGAAAGGACAAUACAAGAUGGAAGACUUUUUUUGAAAACCACAGUGAUGUACUGAUGCCACCGCAGAGAGAGAAGAUGGAAGAUCAAUCAGUUGAAGAUUCCCAAGAGCCUUCCACCUGGCUGUUGUAGUCACAGUACCGACUCGAGUUGCUACUAGCAGAUCCUUGGAAGUGUUUAUGUGUAGCUUCAAGCAGAAGGAAGAUUGUGUCUAAAUGUAAAAUUAGAACUGUUUUUUUCCUACAGAUUUCAACAUCACACAGUUAAUGCAAAACCAGGCCUAGCAUGUACAUUAUGUGAGAGGGCUCCUGUUCUGAAGGCUUAGCGAUUGAGCACAGAUGAAUAAAGUAUCAGGAUCUACACUGGCAGUAAUACUUCAAACAAAUUCACAGCACUGAAGAUUUUUAUACUGUAUUUAAAC